This is a messenger RNA of Calypte anna (Anna's hummingbird), 1390 nucleotides long. RefSeq names its product 1-acyl-sn-glycerol-3-phosphate acyltransferase alpha. Bases 169 to 882 code for a protein of 237 amino acids. The transcript is spliced from 8 exons. NCBI's taxonomy places the organism in Eukaryota, Metazoa, Chordata, Aves, Apodiformes, Trochilidae. Gene Ontology annotation, biological process: phosphatidic acid biosynthetic process. The record is from RefSeq and is a predicted model, not a curated record. Gene Ontology annotation, cellular component: endoplasmic reticulum; membrane. Gene Ontology annotation, molecular function: 1-acylglycerol-3-phosphate O-acyltransferase activity.
CCUCAGGAGCCAUGGUGUGACCCAGCUGCAAUGACCAGGGGGCUGCCAAGGAGGCUGUGAGCUCUAGAGUGGGAAGCAGCCAGGCCCAGGCAGGACACAGCUGCUCUCUUGUGACAUCCCUGGGGGAUUCUCAAGCAGCUGAAUCCUGCCUUCAGAUACCUCUCCAAGAUGCUCUUCUACAGACUCUGGUUAUUCACCGUAAGCUUCCUGGUAAUUGUGUGCAGUAUUCCUCGUGGACGUGAUGUGGAAAACAUGAAGCUUUUGCGAUUGUUACUCAUGCCACUCAAAUACAUCUUUGGUCUCAAGAUAGUGGUGAAGGGCAAGGAGAACCUAAGGACUAAGAAACCUUUCAUCCUUGUGCUGAAUCACCAGACCUCCCUUGACAUUAUGGUGAUGAUGGAGAUAUUACCAGAUCGUUGUGCACCCAUAGCCAAGAAGGAAAUCCUCUACAUGGGCCCCUUUGGCCUGGCCUGCUGGCUUGCAGGACUCAUCUUCAUUGAUCGAAAGAAGAAGGAAGAGGCCAUCACCAUCUUGACAGAGGUGGCAGACACCCUGAAAAAAGAAAAUUUACGUGUCUUGAUCUUCCCUGAAGGAACUCGCAACCAUGGUGGCUCCAUGUUGCCCUUCAAACGUGGGGCCUUCCAGCUGGCUGUAAAAGCUCAGGUCCCCAUCAUUCCUGUGGUGAUCUCUUCCUACCAUGACUUCUACAAUCAGAAGGAGAAGAGAUUUACAACAGGGAAAAGCAUCAUCCAGGUCCUGCCAGAAGUGGAGACCCUUGGCCUGGGCCCAGAUGAUGUUCCCAAGCUCACCGAGCAGGUCCGUGACUCCAUGCUCAGCACCUACCAGGUGAUAUCAGGAAUGAUCAACGGAGCUUCCCAUUAGCCAGCCCAUCCAUCCCACAUUCCAGCUCCAGCAGUGUGUGUAGCAGCUGAAGGGGGGAACAUGGCAACAACAAGAAAGUCCAGCAGCAGAGGCAGCAAUGGUUUGCAACCCUGACAUACCAGAGACAGGCAAAAUGUCCACAGAAGAAGAAAAGCUUUCAGGUGGAGGUGAUGAAAUAGCUGCCAUAUUUCUUCCAGAGAACCAUGCUACCUGCUUGGGCAGACACGUGGUGGGGAGCUGGACACUGCUUUGCAACCAUAACCCUGAGAAGUUCUCUCCAGCUGUACCCCAGGCAGAGCUGGGCCCUUCCUCUGGUCAUUGCUGCAUGUGUAUAAUCACCUUUUCCUGCUCAGCCAAAAAGGUGGAAGCAUUUAUCCCAAGCCAGUGACCAUCCUGCCUGGGAAAGUGGCUGUCUUGGGCUCUGAUGUCUGCCACAUCCCUCUGGAAGCAAACUCCAGAGAAGCCACUGUCUCCUACCUCUUUCCAUGGGGAGGACUUGGGAGGUACC